Helicoverpa zea (corn earworm) is the source of this 1228-nucleotide messenger RNA. RefSeq names its product serine protease snake-like. Gene Ontology annotation, biological process: proteolysis. The transcript is spliced from 9 exons. The record is from RefSeq and is a predicted model, not a curated record. Gene Ontology annotation, molecular function: serine-type endopeptidase activity. NCBI's taxonomy places the organism in Eukaryota, Metazoa, Arthropoda, Insecta, Lepidoptera, Noctuidae. The coding region runs from base 1 to 1146 and encodes 381 amino acids.
AUGAAAUUAGAAGCAGCUUAUUUAUUUUUAAUUCCAGGAUCAGACUGUAAGGUGGAUAGCAUCAAUGGGCGUUGUGUCAGUGUGUACAGAUGUUUGGGUACACUUUUAGACAAGAAGAGACAUAGAAAAACACCGAUAUGUUCUUUUCAAGGCAAGACGCCCAUAGUAUGCUGCACAGACUGCGACCUGGUUGAUGAUGUCAGGAAUAUUAUAAUAAACGAACGUUUGGGCUUCCUCUACAAAACUGGGCGGAAAGCUGAAGAUGCUUGCACCAAGUACAAAAAUGAAGUGGAUUUCGCCUGCAAACAUAAAUACGAAGAGACUAUUAAAUUCGAGUUGACUCGCUACUACAAGAUAUCUAAAAACUGCUAUAAUGUCACUGUGACAGACUUUGAUCUGGUCUUCUAUACCCUCGGAAGUGAUGCUGCAAGGUACCAGUAUACACAUAUGGCUCUGCUCGGGUAUGGCGAAGACAUGGACUCAGCUCUCUGGCUCUGCGGAGGCUCUGUGAUCAGUGAGCGGUUCAUCCUCACAGCUGCCCACUGCAUAUCACAGCCAAGAGUAGGACCCGUGAAGUACAUCGCGCUCGGCAUCCUCCGACGCUCCGACCCUCUGGACAAGUGGCAGAGGUACAACGUGAGGAGGGUGGUGCCUCAUCCGGAGUAUAAGUCGCCCUCCAAGUACCACGACAUCGCACUGCUCGAGACUGAUACACCGAUACAAUUCAAUGAUGACGUGCAUCCAGCGUGUCUCCACACGAAGGGAGAGGCUGAAGAGGUUCUGACGGGCACCGGGUGGGGAGCCCUGGGUAACAGAAAGCCGCUGGCUGACACAUUACAAACUCUGGAUAUAAAAAGGUUCAGCGAAGAGGAAUGUAAGCAGCACUACCCCAAAUACAGACAUCUUCUGCAAGGAUACAAUCACACCACACAGAUGUGCUACGGAGACAGAGUGACUGUGGCUGAUUCCUGCGAGGGUGACAGCGGCGGACCACUUCAGUCAGAAACUCUAGACGAGCAUCACUGCGUGACGACCGUGGUCGGAGUGACGUCAGCUGGGAAGCAGUGCGGCAUCACUGUUGGCUCCGGACUGUACACCAGGGUCAUACACUACGUGCCCUGGAUCGAGAGCGUCGUCUGGCCCUGAGAAACGACAUACAAGGAGGGAAGGAUCAGCCAGCUUGGAUGCUUGACGAAGAUCUGAACAUUAAAUAAACAUUACUUAUCUA